Molecule: messenger RNA, 390 nt
Organism: Seminavis robusta
Lineage: Eukaryota; Bacillariophyta; Bacillariophyceae; Naviculales; Naviculaceae
Source: the annotation of a GenBank genome assembly
AUGAAAGGCAGCAUUGCGGCAUGUUUCCGCAUCCCAUUCACAACCAUGUUCAUGGACAUAUGUCAGAAUGUUCAAAUGGCCAUUUUGAGCAACGUUGCUGCUUGUUCGAUAUUCCCAAUCACAGCCAUGUUCAUGGGCAUAUUUGAUGAUCUCCAAAUGACCAUUCUCAGCAGCAUUGGCGCAUGUCCAUUCAUUCCAUGGACAGCCAUUUUCGUGGGUGUAUGUCAAAAUAUCCAAGUGACCAUUUCUGGCUGCACCAGUGCACGUGGAUUCAUCCCAUGGGCAGUCGUUUUCGUGGGCAUAUCUGAGGACAUUCAAAUAUCCACUUUCUGCAGCGCUGGCACAUGCUUUUUCAUUCCAUGGACACCCAUUCUCAUGGGAGUAUUUUAA